AAUAAAACCAUGGAAGAGUCGAGAUCGUACAGAAGGGAGAGGAAGCAGACGAAGAAGAAGAAGAAAACGGGCCGUGGAUCAGGUUCUGGAUUCGGGUCAAUCCAGAUGGAAAUGAGGAGGCUCCGAGUUCUAAUACCGGGCGGGCGAAGGUUGAACCAACCGGAUCUGCUUAUAUCAAAGACUACUGAUUACGUUAUGCAUUUAAAGUUGAGGAUUAGGUUUCUCAAAACCAUACUCUCAAAACUGAUAGUUUAGUUUGUUUGCUAGUUUUCUUAUUCUUCAUCUUCUUCGUUUCUUGUUAUUAAAAUUUUCUUUUUUAUAUUUGUAUGUUUAUCACAAACUAUUUCGCGUUUGAAAUUUGUUACUUCGUAACUCAUGGAAUUUGUUUUUCCAUGAUUUAGAUGAAAUUUAUU
This is a messenger RNA of Brassica oleracea var. oleracea, 413 nucleotides long. RefSeq lists its product as uncharacterized. The transcript has a single exon. Bases 10 to 255 code for a protein of 81 amino acids. NCBI's taxonomy places the organism in Eukaryota, Viridiplantae, Streptophyta, Magnoliopsida, Brassicales, Brassicaceae. The record is from RefSeq and is a predicted model, not a curated record. Gene Ontology annotation, biological process: regulation of DNA-templated transcription.